AUGUGCUCAUUCCCUGAUCUGGCCUGUGCUCUGUCAGGUGCUCAGUCCCCUUGCCCGGCUGCCACCAUCAGGCAGGAGCUGCUGAAGGAGGGAUUUCACAGGGACCUGCUGGUGAAGGUGGAACUCGGUGUCACGGGGGAGGCUGCAGGAGGGUGUGCAGUGGCAGCCAGGACUCGUCUCCCACCAGGAAUCUACGUGGAUCCCUACGAGCUGGAGUCACUGCAGCAGCACAACCUGACCAAGGCAGUAUUAAUUCCUGAGGUUGUUGAUGUGGAAGCUCCUGAGUAUUUAGCCCCAGAUCUCCUUGUUGUGCUGUACCUGGAACCUGACCCGCGGUGCUCUGGUUGCUUCAGGGCUGUCCUACCUGUGCACGGGCGCUACCACCGGCCAGCAGGAGAGGAGCCUGAGGAAGCCUGGGUGGUUCUGAAGAGCCCAGAAGUUCUGGUCUGCUGCUGUGACAGUCACCUGUUGAUGGACUGUUGGGAGCCUGCUGAGGUGGAAGGUCCCUGUCCAGGCAAAGCCCUCAGCCCCUGCCAGUGGUACCGUGCCAGGCACAAACCUGCAUCCAAGGAAACGAUUCUGCAGGUCCCAGUGGGACUCAGGGAACACAGUUCUCUAGUGUGUGUCCUGACUCUCUUUGUCACGGUGCUCUGUUCCAGCCUGAUCCUUGCAGCUGUGUGCAAAUAUGGACACUUCUCCCCCGCAGUGACCUGCUCUGAAUAA
Molecule: messenger RNA, 723 nt
Organism: Chaetura pelagica (chimney swift)
Lineage: Eukaryota; Metazoa; Chordata; Aves; Apodiformes; Apodidae
Gene: PIGX
Product: phosphatidylinositol glycan anchor biosynthesis, class X
Exons: 5
Coding region: 1-723 (240 amino acids)
Biological process (GO): GPI anchor biosynthetic process
Cellular component (GO): endoplasmic reticulum membrane
Source: RefSeq, a predicted model, not a curated record